GUCAUUUUAUCAAAUUUGUCUUCACUGAUUGAACUUACUGAUAUUGUAUAUCUCGUUUAUUUCAAUAUAGGUGUUUCAUACGUUUCUUAACUCUUUAAAUCAGCUAACUAACAUAAUAUAUCAUCAUGGAUGGCUCCAAGAUGUCACAAGAUGAACUCGUGGAAAAAUUAAAACAUCAAGUGGCAUUGGAAAAUAUAGAAUUGUUAUUAAUGAAAAUGAGUCGGUUAUGUUUCAACAAAUGCAUCAUAAAACCAGGGCCUUCACUAGAUAGUACAGAACAAAAAUGUGUUUCAAUGUGUAUGGACCGUUAUAUGGAAACAGUUAGUUUAGUUUCCAAGUCCUUUGGUGAACGACUUAUGGCUGAAUCCCAAAAUAUGCAUUAAACUGAAGCAAUGCAUUAAAUGAGUGUUAUUAUAUAGUUACUAUAGUUUUCUGUCAUUUAUACGGUUAAUUGUAUAUUUACAUUUGUAAUUAAUUUUUAAAUACCUCAAAAAUUUUGAAUGUAUAAAAGUAAAAAAUAAACAUCAGAAGUAUAAAAUC
Molecule: messenger RNA, 540 nt
Organism: Rhopalosiphum maidis (corn leaf aphid)
Lineage: Eukaryota; Metazoa; Arthropoda; Insecta; Hemiptera; Aphididae
Product: mitochondrial import inner membrane translocase subunit Tim13-like
Exons: 4
Coding region: 126-383 (85 amino acids)
Source: RefSeq, a predicted model, not a curated record